Drosophila obscura is the source of this 787-nucleotide messenger RNA. RefSeq names its product protein Flattop homolog. NCBI's taxonomy places the organism in Eukaryota, Metazoa, Arthropoda, Insecta, Diptera, Drosophilidae. Gene Ontology annotation, cellular component: ciliary basal body. Bases 143 to 760 code for a protein of 205 amino acids. The transcript has 4 exons. Gene Ontology annotation, biological process: cilium organization. The record is from RefSeq and is a predicted model, not a curated record.
AACACAACAAAAUUCGUUCCUCGAUUCCAAAUUCAAAUAUUCAAAAAUCACAAAAUUAAAAAAUCAACAAAAACUCAAAAAUCCGAAACCUAAAAAAUCAAAAACUCAAAAAUUCCAAAAUCUUUUGCUGUGUUUGUGGACAAUGGCUUUUCAUUUUAGUGCUAAUCAGGCGCCAGGACUCUGCAAUUGGGAGUAUCCACGCUUUGCACCGCCACGGCCCAGGCGAUACCUGAAGAAAGCCACGCCCAUUGUGGACAAUAGUGGUCACCUGCUGCCCACCGCCCGAAGGGACGGCAACUCCUUUGGACGAUAUCGUGGCACCUACGAGCUACCGCUGAAGAUAACGCGCAGCUUUUGCGGCCACUAUGACGCCUGCUUGAGCGGACGCUACAAGUUCCGCGACUUUCCACGGGAUCUGUGCAACUGCCAGCGGGAGAACCGUCGCGCCUUGGCCUGCGACAAGCGGGUGACACUGGGCGUUAGCGGGGAUCCGUAUUGGGCGCGUCCCAAGUGCCAGUCCAAGUGCGAGGGCAUCCAGCAGAUCAAGGAGCUCCAUCAGCUGAGUGUUCGCUGCAAGCGUGCCAUUUGUCCCAUCAAGAGCCCCAGAACGGUUUGCGUGCCAGCCAAGUCGCGGAUAACCUGCGUCAAGGUGGAUAGAUCACGCAAGCGAACCAUCACGGCCUUCGCUGCGAAUCGUGAGCCCAGCAAGGCGACCAAAGAAGAAGCAAAGACCAAAGCCCCCAAGCAGCCAAAGAAAUAGAAGCAGUUAAAGAUGAAGCAGAUACAG